UACAGACUAUAAGUUUUUCCCCCCCGACAUGGCACGUUUGCAUGUCUACUAAUCUAAUACUAAUGGAUUUAUUACGUUAUCAAAACUUACGCAUUACUGUCUUUCCCGUAUGGUCAACACUCGUCCUCCCCAGUGCAGCCCCCCUCCCCCCAUUGAUCAGCUGUAUUACGAUAUCUCCGAACAGAGUGGGAGAGAGAACGACAGCGAGUGGUACGCGAGGAGAAAGGGUAAACGUCAGUGUUCAAACAAAACGCCCGGCUUUUUUAGGUCACUCGGACCGGCGACACUGGGAUCUCUUGAAUUUUUUUGAGUGUAGAGACCCGAGUGAUUAGCAUUUUGCAAUGGUAAUGAUGGUUGGACUUUGUUUUAAUGUAAAAUGUCUGGACUUGGGCGAUGGGUGAGGUAGCGGAUAAGUAAAUGAAACCGUCAGUUGAUGUUUUUACCUCCGAGGUGUGUUGUGUCACGUUGACCGAGUACCUGUGAGGAGUAACAGGAGUGAUAAUGGGGGAUAAUUAUGGCUGUGUGGAUUUGCUGGUGGACAGGCGUAAGAGCUCGGAUUUUCUAUGGGUGUCGAGGCCCAUGGAUCCCCUCGCACCUCAUCGUCUACCUCCGGAGAUGAAGUACACCAGAGAGCAGGCUAUUGAGGCUGCUCUCAAUCAUCCCAGGGUGCUUUUUACGGUGGAGACUCUUGCUGCUGCCAGGGGAGUUGAUAAGGCAAUUGUUAGGAGGGAGGCUAGGGAUAUGCUUGAGGAGAUGGCCAGCAAGGCACAUUUGCCUACUGUUCGCUGGAUUGGUCUUCUAACCGUUAAAGUAUUGAAGCGAAUUUUAAUGAGUUUUCGAGUGAAUCAGAAGUACCUACUCGAGAUACGCCAGCAGAUGAAGCACUCUGAUGUGCAGUACGUGUACGUGCCGUCCCACAGAAGCUACUUGGAUUUUGUACUGAUGUCGUACCUUCUUUUUACCUAUGAAAUGGCUCUGCCAAAUAUUGCUAGUGGAAUGGAUUUUUACAAGAUGAAGGUUGUUGGUGAAUUGCUCCGUAAAACUGGAGCCUUUUACCUGAGGCGGAGUUUCUCGAAUGAUCUAUUGUACAAGGAAAUAUUCAAGGCCUACGUUGCGUCUUUAGUUGAGAACAGCGACCGAGCAAUUGAGUUUUUUAUCGAGGGAACGAGGAGCAGAAGCCAGAAGAGUAUAGCUCCGAAAUAUGGACUGCUUGGUAUGAUCCUGGAGGCGGUGUUCCAAGGCCUCGUGCCAGACAUUCAGUUUGUGCCAAUAAGCAUAACGUACGAUAGACCGUUGGAGGAGUCUCUGUUCUCCUAUGAACUCCUCGGAGUUCCAAAACCAGCAGAGACCACCAGUGGACUCUUCAAAUCACUCUCGAUCCUCAGGGAACAGCGAGGGCACGGGCAUAUAUAUUUCAACAUAGCUCCACCGAUCUCAGCCCGGAAGUUUAUGGAUUACAAUGUACGCAGAAUGAGUGCCUUAUCCCCAAAUGCCAAGCUACCCACUGAUGUUGUAAAAAACCUCGCAUUUGAGAUAAUUGAGAGUCACAAGAGGAACACCAUCUUCAUGCCCUUCAAUUUGAUUGCUGUGCUGUUUAACGAACGUGUUCAUUCAUAUCCACAUCAUCCUUAUUCAUUCGAUGGACUGCUGCAGGAUUACUGCUGGCUAAAGGGAAUAAUAAAGAAACUAGGGGCCACGGUUUUUCCAAAAGUUGACAAUGGAGAGGACGAAUCAUACAGGAGAUCCGAAAAAGACGAGAUCAAAGAGUCUCUAAACACCCACAAAAAUUUACUGAGUUUCGAUUCACAUAAUUCAUUGACCCUCCAUGGUAGCUAUCGUGACAUAAAAUCAGGAAAAAUUCGAAAUGUCAGGGGUCACAAUUUGGACGAGAGAACAAUGAAAAUGGCGGUUCCUGCCAUUAACCUCGGGAUUUAUGUCAAUCCCACCUUUGCACUUUUUACGAAACCAACAAUUGCUGCUGUCUCAGUACAUACGUCUGACAUUCUCGAAGAUUAUGCCAGAGAAACGUAUAUUCUCCUGAGAAAACUAUUGAGUAACGAAUUUGCAUUGCCCACUGACGACAGUACAGACAUAAUAGCCAAUGAGUGGACCCAUGAGAUGGAGUUUUUAUUUAAUGCAGAAUGUUUUAAAUCAGAGAACAAUCGAAUUACUUAUGGGAAUAAUGAGAAACUCAGACUAUUACUUAGUAAUUUAAUUUCACCGUUCAUCAGUGCUGUUUGUGUCACGUGUCUAACUCUAUAUCAGUGGGAUAAUCCAACAAUGGAGGGUCCAACCGACAAGAACAUUCUAAAAGAAUCUCAAAGACUAGCAGAAACUCUUCUCUUCCAAGACGACAGCCUCGUCCGUCACCCCUACACUCUCUCCUUGGAUCUAUAUUUGUCGACAUUAGUCAGUUUAACAUCGUACGGCGCCAUAAAGUCAAUACCAAACCAGCCAAAUUAUGAAAUUGAUAGGUCAAAGAUAUCAACGAUUAUUCGUGACCUUGAGAAGAUACUUUUAUCGAGAGAAGUGCCUGGAAGCUACCUGGACAUUGGUCCCACCCUGAUUCAUCAGGAUGACAAUACACUUCAGGCUAAGUUGUGAUUAUUCAACUCUUCAACCAAAUUGAAUACCAAAUUAAUCAGAAUUACCAGUAUUAUAUAAUCUUGGAGUAAUAAAAUAAUACUUGCACCCCUGAUAAAUGAA
Diachasma alloeum is the source of this 2706-nucleotide messenger RNA. RefSeq names its product dihydroxyacetone phosphate acyltransferase (gene Dhap-at). Lineage: Eukaryota; Metazoa; Arthropoda; Insecta; Hymenoptera; Braconidae. Gene Ontology annotation, molecular function: glycerone-phosphate O-acyltransferase activity. The record is from RefSeq and is a predicted model, not a curated record. Gene Ontology annotation, biological process: ether lipid biosynthetic process. Gene Ontology annotation, cellular component: mitochondrial membrane; peroxisomal membrane. Bases 502 to 2604 code for a protein of 700 amino acids. The transcript has 6 exons.